Asterias rubens (European starfish) is the source of this 2561-nucleotide messenger RNA. RefSeq names its product N-acetylneuraminate lyase-like. The transcript has 13 exons. NCBI's taxonomy places the organism in Eukaryota, Metazoa, Echinodermata, Asteroidea, Forcipulatida, Asteriidae. The coding region runs from base 227 to 1165 and encodes 312 amino acids. Gene Ontology annotation, biological process: N-acetylneuraminate catabolic process. Gene Ontology annotation, molecular function: 4-hydroxy-tetrahydrodipicolinate synthase activity; N-acetylneuraminate lyase activity. The record is from RefSeq and is a predicted model, not a curated record.
UUUACACACAUGCACGCAUGCAGAGAAAGAGUCCACUUCGAUGUGAGAAAACUCUCUAAACUUGGUGCAAAUUUAAUUUUGUGUGGAAUAUUUAAACAACAGCUCCACCAGCACUAUUCACUGAAUGAUUUUCGACCAUAUCACAGACUGAGCGCAUGUAGGUCUACUUGCUGAUUGAUGAGUGGUGGGUUGUUUUAUACAAAGCGACAUCUAAAUAAAGAACGCUAUGAAUUCCAGUAUAGCCAGUUUUAAGGUGAAGGGACUAACUGCCGCAGUUUUCACUCCGUUUAAAGAAGAUGGGAACUUGAAUUUAGGAGUUAUCGAUGCAUACGCAGACCAGCUGUUGGCAGACGGUGUUCGGAAUAUAUUCCCUUGUGGGACUACCGGAGAGGGAGCAUGUUUAACAGUGGAAGAAAGGAAACAGGUGGCGGAAAAAUGGAUCAAAGUCGGCAAAAAUAAGUUUGAUAUCAUAAUGGUGCAUGUUGGAACAGACUCCAUCAAAUCAACACAGCAACUGGCGGCGCAUGCUUCUGAGAUCGGAGCUGAUGCUAUUUGUGUAGUUGCUCCUGUCUACUUCAAACCACAAUCAGUUGAAUUACUUUUACAGUACCUUUGUGAGGUUUCUAAAUCAGCACCAACGUUACCCCUCUACUACUACCACAAUCCUGGUCAAACAGGAAUCAAUUUUACACUUGAAGCCAUUUGGACCGGGCUCCAGACGACUCCAGUUCCAACAUUACGAGGCGUAAAAUUCACCAAUUCCAACUUCUAUGAUAUGAGCCGGGUAAUGCUGCUGGCAGGCGACAGACUACAAAUUCUGUACUCUACUGACGAGCAAUUACCAAUUGCCUUGGGUAUGGGGAUUGAAGGAUUUGUUGGCAGUACAUACAACUAUGCGGGCAGAGGUGCAAAUAGAAUCAUCGAGGCCCACAAGGCUGGAGACUUCAAAACCCUCAAGAAGGAAUAUGAAAUGUAUCUGUCUUUCAUCCCAGUGCUGAUCAAAUAUGGAGGAAAUGUUGGCGUCAACAAAUGUCUGAUGAAGGUGGCUAAGUGCCAAGACAUCGGUCCAGCACGUCUUCCAAACCCUAACCUUAGCAGUGAGACACUCCUCCUUAUGGAACAGGAUCUUAAGAAGAUUGGAUUCCUUAAAUGGAUCAAACAGUAAUGGGAUCGGGAAAGAUUUUCUUAGAGCUGCUAAGGUAAUAUUUUGCUACUGUAUCUGCCAAGCAGGAAACCAGUUGUUAUCUCCAUCAUGUGUCAACCGGGCGCUAGCGACUGGUUUUAAUCCCUUGAGAAAAUAGAUGUACAUGUUAAACGAAAAAGAAAUAUUACAUGGCCAGUUUUCAGAAAAAAAGAGGACUCUUGAGGAUGUUAUUGUGACAUAAACAGAGUAAACAAUUAAUAUGUCCAUAUCACUUUCUAAACAGAUGCAUGAAAGGGUUAAAGGCUUGUUCACACAGGCCCCAAUAAUGAGAAUGAAAACGAGAACAACAAAAAUGUACGCCCUUGAUUGGUUGAAUUGCUUCACGCAGAAUACGCCCAUGCUAAUUCAACCAAUCAAGGGCGUGCAUUUUUAUCAUUCUCGUUUUCGUCCUUGGUAUCGGGGCCUGUGUGGCCGGGCCUUAAGACAGUGAGGUUAUUGGGCUGGGAAGUAGGUUGUUUUAAGCAAUGUUACUCAGUGCUUAGCAAUUUGUAAUGGUUAACUAGCUUUUAUAAAAGUGUCCCCUGGUUUCAGGUUUGAGUAGGGUGGUGAUCCACACAUGCCUUGCUGCUUUCUUGUCAAGUCACGCCCUGAUCCGGGCAUGCUGUGUCUUGAAUGAUCAAGUGACGACUUCUUUUUAAGCUUUUUUCAGCUGAGGCAGUGGAAAUUUCAAAAGAAAGUAUUGGUGUCUUUCCUUUGUUUUAGAUCUUUUUUAGUAGUUUGCCUCGAAAGUGGAUUUCACAACAUGCCGAGAUUGAUCUUAAGAUAUGUAUCAAUCUUAAGUAAAGUGUGAUGUCACAAGAAUCACUAUGGUGAUAUUGCCGACUCCUCUUAGUGUUUUGUGAAACGAAACUCUCUGUAUCUUGAUCAACUCAUUCACAAAAAACAGGUGAACUGUUUAAAAAAUAUCAAAUGUACUAAUAUUUUUAACUAAAUUUUUAUAUGGUAGGGUUAAAAAGUAAAAUCUUUUAGAUAUAAUAUCAAAAAUUUGUCAGAUUGGGCACACAUCUAUCUUUAAAAGUAUGUAUAUUUUAUGUAUUGGGCAAUCUGCCAAUAACCUUUAUAUUUGUACUGUAUUAUGAAUCAAUCUUGCUCUAUAACAUGUGCCCUUUGUGUGUAUUUGAUCACAAUAAUUGUGUCUGUAUUUUUAAGCUGUUAAAGUACUUCAAUUAUUGGCAAAAUAUUGAGAGAGAAAAUAAUGACAUGGGGUAAGUCCAGUAUUUUUAUUAAUUUUAGGUAAAAUAUUGAGAGAGUGAAAACUCGACAUGGGGCAAAAUAUUGAGAAGAAAAAACGACAAGGGGUAGGCCAGCAUUUUUAUCAAUUUUAGGCCAAAUAUUGAAAAAAAUCACAAGGUAAGUC